This is a messenger RNA of Suillus discolor, 294 nucleotides long. RefSeq lists its product as uncharacterized. Lineage: Eukaryota; Fungi; Basidiomycota; Agaricomycetes; Boletales; Suillaceae. The coding region runs from base 1 to 294 and encodes 97 amino acids. The transcript has 2 exons. The record is from RefSeq and is a predicted model, not a curated record.
AUGCAUGAGGUCAUAGAGAUGACACAAGACCACUUUGAACAACCGCCGAUGGGAGCAAUACUUGUGCUGGGUCCUGCGGUCACCGAUCAGGUGGAGGGCAAUGCCCUGUUCAAUCAAAUUGUGGCAGUGAGAGCCCACCUGCAACAUCUCAGUGAAGCCAUGGCUUUUUUGCUGGAGCAGAAGACUCAAAUUGCCGCUGCGGCUGUGUCCACCCUGUCACAACUUGAUGCACCAAUUGCAGAGCUGGAGGAAGCGCUCUCAAAUGCCCGCAGGCAAUUUGCCAACAAGGAGUGA